AUGACUGCUGACCAGUUUUUAGUAGAAAUGACCACGUUAAAGCAGUUUAUUAAGUCAGUUCGAGCAUCAAAAACAGCUGCUGAUGAACGGGCAAUUAUUCAGAAAGAAUCUGCAGCGAUUCGUGCGUCUUUUCGUGAAGAAUCUAACAAUCAUUAUCAUCGUCGAAAUAAUCUGUCAAAAUUGCUUUAUCUGUAUAUACUUGGAGAAUGUACUCAUUUUGGGCAAAUUGAAUGUCUUAGAUUAUUAGCAAGCCCAAAAUUUGCAGACAAACGUCUCGGAUAUCUUGGAGCAAUGCUUUUGUUAGAUGAAAACCAAGAAGUGUUGAUGCUGGUGACAAAUUCUCUUAAGAAUGAUCUGAAUCAUCCCAAUCCAUAUAUUGUUGGAAUGGCACUUUGUACAUUAGGAAAUAUUUCAUCACCGGAGACUGCACGAGAUUUGUUUUCAGAAAUUGAAAAAUUAAUGAAUUCUACGAAUUCAUAUAUUCGUAAAAAAGCAGCAUUAUGUGCUAUGAAAAUUAUACGAAAAGUUCCUGAUUUGCAAGAAAAUUUUAUAGAGCGUUCGAAAUCUCUUUUGAAUGAUAAAAAUCAUGGUGUUUUGUUGUGUACAUUAACCCUUAUUAUUGAUAUGUGUACUCGUAAUCCAAAUAUUAUAAAAUAUUAUCGCCCGCUUACUCCUCAUAUUUUGAGGUAUUUGAAAUUACUCAUCAGCUCUGGAUUUUCCAUUGAACAUGAUGUUUCGGGAAUUGCUGAUCCAUUUUUGCAAAUAAAAUUUUUAAGGCUGUUAAGGGUUUUAGGACAUGGGGAUACAGGAAUUACUGAACAAAUAAGUGAUGUAUUAACACAAAUUGCUACUAAUACUGAGUCUUCAAAAAACGUUGGUAAUUCUAUUUUAUAUGAAACAGUUCUUACUAUUUUGGGAAUUGAGGCAAAUAAAGGUUUACGGGUUCUUGGUGUUAAUAUUCUUGGUAAAUUUUUAUCAGAUAACGAUAAUAAUAUAAGGAAAGUUAUUUCUAUAGAACCAGCUGCUGUACAAAGACAUAGAAACACAGUGUUAAAAUGUCUUCGUGAUCCUGAUAUAUCAAUACGUAGAAGAGCUUUAGAUUUAUCUUUUGCAUUAAUUAACGAAAGCAAUGUUCGAGUAUUAGUGAGAGAGAUACUAGUGUUUUUAGAAACUUCUGAUAAUGAAUUUAAAUUAAAUAUAACAACCCAAAUAUCUAUUGCAGCUAAUAAUUUUGCACCAAAUAAAAGGUGGCAUAUUGAUACUAUGCUCAGAAGCUUAAAACUGGCAGGAAAUUAUAUUAAAGAACAAGUAUUUUCUAAUUUUAUUCAACUUGUUAUUACCACUCCAGAACUUCAAGCAUAUACUAUUCGAAAACUAUUUUUUGCUUUAAAAAAAGAUAUAACACAAGAAGCUCUUACACUUUCUGGAGUAUGGAUGAUAGGAGAGUAUGGCAAACUUCUAUUGCAACCAUAUCAGUCAUCUGAAGAAAAAAUUAAUGGAGAUAUUAAAGAAUCUGACAUUAUCGAGCUUCUGGAAAAUAUUUUCAAUUCAACAUAUUGUACUAAAACGGUUAUGGAGUAUCUUUCAACUGCUUUAAUAAAACUUACAGUUCGUAUUAAGGAUCAAUUCCAAAUUGAAAAAAUUUAUGAUUUAUUAACUAGACAUUCAACAGCUUUAGACAUAGAAAUACAACAAAGAUGUAUAGAAUAUGAAAGGCUUUUUCAUUUUGAUGAGAUUCGUAAAGGAGUUUUAGAAAAAAUGCCAGUGCCUGCACUCAAAAAUGCUAAAAUGUUUGAUUUUUCUAUAGAAAAAUCUGAAAAUAUGGAAAAGGAUAAUAAAGAUCCUUUACUUGAUUUUCUUGAGGCUGAUUUUUUUUCGAAAAAAGAUACAAAUGAUGUAAAUAACAAUAAAAGCGCAGUUUUAGAUAUUUUUAAUGCAUUGAAUAUCCAAGAAUUCACAGCUCAUGAGACGAAAAAAGACGAUUCUCAUUUUCAAUUAUUUCAAAAUUCUAUUUUGUCUACUGAAAAUUCCAAUUCAUCUGCAUAUAAAUUUAAUAAUAAGGUUGAGAAUGAUGUUUAUAGUGUAUAUGAAAAAAAUGGACUUAAAUUUACCUUACAAAUCGAUUCAUUGGAUAUUUCAGAAACUUCUACAAUAAUUAUUAUUAAUAGGUUCAAAAAUAUUGGUUCUUCUCGUAUCUCAGGAAUCAGUUUACAAGCAGCAGUAAUAAAAUCCCAAAAAUUAGAUAUGUAUCCUUUGUCAGGAACAUUCGUAGAUCCCGGUGAAGAGCUUAUACAAAAAAUGAAAAUAACUGCUGCAAAAGAAUCUUUAUUGCGACUUCGUUUUAAAAUUUCAUAUAACUGCUACGGAUUAAAUGAUGUUAUCGAACAAAUUGAUUUUAAUCAAUUCCCUCGUGAUUUACUCUUUUAA
Pneumocystis jirovecii RU7 is the source of this 2427-nucleotide messenger RNA. RefSeq lists its product as uncharacterized. Gene Ontology annotation, molecular function: clathrin-cargo adaptor activity. NCBI's taxonomy places the organism in Eukaryota, Fungi, Ascomycota, Pneumocystomycetes, Pneumocystales, Pneumocystaceae. Gene Ontology annotation, biological process: Golgi to vacuole transport; intracellular protein transport; receptor-mediated endocytosis. The transcript is spliced from 13 exons. Gene Ontology annotation, cellular component: Golgi apparatus; AP-1 adaptor complex; membrane coat. Bases 1 to 2427 code for a protein of 808 amino acids. The record is from RefSeq and is a predicted model, not a curated record.